Echinostoma caproni is the source of this 2151-nucleotide messenger RNA. The record is from the annotation of a GenBank genome assembly. Lineage: Eukaryota; Metazoa; Platyhelminthes; Trematoda; Plagiorchiida; Echinostomatidae.
AUGAAGCUCGGAGUCCGCAGUCCAUUGGGAGCCGAUGUCCAGUUAAUUGAAUCAUACGCCCUUUGGACGGGGUCAGACGUCCAAGGUACUCAAUACACCUUGAUGUCCAGUGGAGCCGGUGACCACUGCCGCGACCAGGAAGUUAUGCGUGUGGCUCUUACUCAGGUAUUUAACACGUUUUACGAAACCGGUCUUGCCAACAGCACUCCAGCUAAUCAGUUAUUCAUUCUACCGGGACACAAUUUUGUUCAUGUCCUACUGGGGAACGAGUAUGCUUCAGAGAAGCACCAGAAACCCAUAAUCCAUGAUGAUCUGGCUCAGGAAUAUCUGGAUUUCAUUCUCACAAAUCUAACCGAAGGUGACAAAUCCGGUCUUUUCGAACCGACAGAGCACACAAAACAGGUGCACAAAUCGUUUGACGUGCCCGAAACAUGUGCACCAUCCUACACCGCUUGGAACUAUCCACCGCCGGAUCAGCCCGAGGAGCACACAUUCAAGGCGUUUCUUCACCUACAUGUGACCUCUAUGCUGGAUCAGGUUACCAAUAGGAGUACUGCGUUUGGACCAGCCCCAGUUGCCUACGAGCUUCCUACCUGCAAAUCAUGGUUUAUGGCAUGUUACAAACUGUACACAAGUCUCAUGUCGGACGAUACACCCGCUUCCGAUGGGGCACAUGGGAAGCCAGAUAAUCACUCCAGUGGAUCACUGGCUCAAUCCUGGCUGCAUGCAUUUCACAUGGCCAUCUCUCCUUCGUCCGCGUCUUUGCGCAAUUCCGCAACCCUGUGCCCGUCCGUUCUAGACACCGAAACGGAUUCUAAUGUACGACCUGCUGGUGACGUGCCGACCACAUCCCCAAACGAUGUGCUUCGUCGACUAUCGGAUGUGCGUUGUCGAGCUGCACUGUCCGCAGCCGAAGCUCAUUACAAGAGCGAUCUGCCCAUUCAUUACUCCAACACAUACCAUCUAGUCAAGGUUGUGUCCGCUUUCAAUGUGUUCCUCAGUCUGGCUCGUGGACCCGCUGUGUUCCGGGCAUUAGAGCAACUAUCCCAACGUUUGGCCCACAUUUAUCUAGCUGGUCGCGUGACAUGCAGCGCGGUAUCCGUCACCGGACAUGCAUGCCAGUACGAGAUGCACCGUGUCCCGGACGAUGCAGCUCCGCUCCGCGCCGUUCUAGCCGGUUUGGAUAGGAGAACAUUAUACGCGGAUGACGGUGCCCUCGACCGAGCUUAUGCUUCUCGCGCUCCAGGCUAUCGUCGCAAUCACCACCAUCAUCAGAAUAGUCUAGAUGCGAAAAUGGCCCUUACUCGAGUUGUUCCAUCUGGACUAAUGGGCAAAUGGCGUGCCUAUUGGAUUGAAUCGCUUCUCGCCUGUCACCCAUCUGAAGCAACCGAACUGCUCAGUCCAGGCGAUCCAACUCCUCUCGGAGAAAACCAAGAACCACCGAAAUCGUCAUCAAAAGAUACCACAACCGGGAUCACAGACAGUGCCUCACUGGACGGUAAACAACAUUUGGCCGUGAUGCCCCAUCGUUCCCAACAUCUGCUACGGCGCUCAUGCAACUGUGGUCGAGUACAAGACUUAUGUUGGGACCCAUUCGAUUACAAAGAUGCAAACUGGCGUUUCUACGCAUCUAUGGACAGUGUGUGCUGCAAUAAGUUAGCAUCUAUUCCUCUCGCUCCGUUGUGUCUCAUGCAUCCGGGACAUCUAUUCUGUUUGCCGCAAGAUGAAGAAGUUCGUGAUAGUGAACGGUUGGCUACCGGUAUCAGCCAAACGCACUCCGCAGCACAAAAUGUAUCAACCGAACCGACUAGCGUAGUUUCGGGAGCCAACGCGGAACCGGUUGCAGUUCUGACACGGCGUUUAGCCGCCCCGGAAGAUAGCACCGGUGGGAUGCCAAACGACGAUGGGAAUGGGGACAAAUUGUCCGGUUCGAUGCUGGACCCGGGAGGACUGUCUCAGCCACGGGAUAAUCCAUUACUUAUGUUAUCCUCGGCAGACUCUAUCCAUCAAGAACAAGUGACUUCAUCCCAAGGAACUGAGGAAUUGGUGGACGUUGGAUUUGACGAGGCAGUGAACAAAAUCCGUAAGUCCUUUGAUGCAACAACAAAUAUCAGUCUCAUUCCCCUUAAAUUAUAUUUGUUUUUUCUUUGA